Sorghum bicolor (sorghum) is the source of this 2885-nucleotide messenger RNA. Its product is annotated as proline-rich receptor-like protein kinase PERK9. The record is from RefSeq and is a predicted model, not a curated record. Lineage: Eukaryota; Viridiplantae; Streptophyta; Magnoliopsida; Poales; Poaceae. The coding region runs from base 573 to 2600 and encodes 675 amino acids. The transcript is spliced from 8 exons. Gene Ontology annotation, biological process: protein phosphorylation. Gene Ontology annotation, molecular function: protein kinase activity; ATP binding.
CCAGUGUCGCACACACCAAAGAGGAAAAAAAGGCCUUGUUUUUUCUUCGGAAAAAGGAGAGAGAGAAAAUUAUACUCCUUCUCUCUCUACUGUCCAGCCGCGGACACCAAGGCAGGCAGGGGCAGGCAGGCGGACAGGGAAGGCAAGAGGCGAGCUCGGCGAAGGCGCGCCAGCUGCUGCAUUGCGCUACAUUGGGCAGGAGGGCUCGCCGCAGGGGAGGGAGGCUCCGGAUCUUGGCGUCUCUGGGGCCGGCCGUAGCUGCCGCGUGCUUCGUUUGGUGGCGCUGCGCCCAUUGGCGGGCGGGCGGCCUCGGUCCAGCGCGGGGGCGUGAUCUGGCGCGCGCCGCCGACGCCGUUCGAGGUGGGGAGGCCUGGAUCUCGAAGCGCUGCUGUCGCUGCCGCGAGACUCUGCAGGGGGCACGGCGUGCUCAUCAGUCGCCCAACGCAGUCCGCUGAGCUGCCGACUGCGCCCGGCGGGCGGGAGAUCUGGCCCACGGCGCGGCGCUGCAGAUCCCCUGCCUGCGCGGGCACGGCUCACUGCUGCUGUGGAGGCUGUUGCGCGCGGCGGUGCCGAUGGGCUACGGGUAUGUGGAUCCCUUCCUGCCCCCGCAGCAGCAGCGGCAGGCGGCGUACGUCGCGCCCCAGGGGGACUUCGGGCAGCCGCAGGCGCAGCCGGCUCCGCGGCCACCGGCUUGCCCGUACUCGUCGUCCGCCUCCGCUCCGCCGGUCUCCGCGACCUACCAUUCUUCGCCUCCGGCAACGUCGCCUCCUCCGGUAAGUAGCCCACCUCCGGCGUCCCCUUUGCCGGAGCCAUCGCCGCCGCCUCCUGCACCAUUGCCGCCGUCGCCGCCGCCGCCGGCAUUGUCGCCUCCUCUGCCAGACGCUCCCCCUCCGUCGCUUCCACCGUCACCACUGCCAUACCCAACCCCGUCACCGCCUCAAGCCCCGCCGCCCCCGCAGGCGACGGACCAGCCGCGCGUUCAGCCCCGCGUAUACCCAUCACCGCCACCGCCGUCCCUUCCUCCGCCGCCGCCUCCCACCGUCUCGCCGCCAUCGCCGGCUCCAUCCAACUCACCAUCGCCGUCGCCUGCUCCAGCUGCACAAGCUCCGGCUCCCGCGCGUGUUGCUGCCUAUUCGCCUCCCCCGCCAAGAAUCGCUCCUCCGCCUCCUCCGCACUAUCACGGCAAGUCGCAUUACACGCCGCACUCGCCCGUGAAGUCGCACUCGAACUCGACCCAUGCAGCUAGUGGCAGCGGCAAGAACAUCGAGAUAUCGAGGGAAGCAGCCACCACCAUUGUAGCACUGGCCGGUCUCGCUAUGCUCAGCUUUAUUGGCGCCACCAUUUGGUUCGUCAAGAAAAAGCGCCGGCGCAUAGAGCCCCCGGCAGCACUGCCUACUCAGCAACCAGCUCCACCACCACCGCCCAAUUACAUUCCAUCUUCGGCUGGAUCCUCACUAGCUUCAGACGGGUUCUACUUGAGAUCGCCAGGGUAUCCUUUCAUGAGGUACAGCACUGGGAGCCAUGGUUUUCCAUACUCUCCAGCGGACUCUGGGAUUGGGUAUUCCCAUAUGCUGUUCACACCAGAGAAUUUGGCAGCUAUCACAGAUGACUUUGCAGAAGAGAACCUUUUGGGCGAAGGUGGAUUUGGGUGUGUGUUCAAGGGCAUUUUGCCAGAUGGGCGCCCAGUCGCCGUGAAGAAGCUCAAGAUUGGGAAUGGGCAAGGCGAGCGUGAGUUCAAGGCUGAGGUCGAUACUAUCAGCAGAGUACAUCAUAGGCAUUUGGUUUCUCUAGUAGGCUAUUGCAUUGCGGAGGGCCAGCGAAUGCUUGUUUAUGAUUUUGUUCCCAACAACACACUCUAUUACCACCUCCAUGUAAGUGAGGCAUCACUGGACUGGCGGACAAGGGUUAAGAUCGCAGCUGGAGCAGCCCGAGGGAUUGGUUACCUCCAUGAAGAUUGUCAUCCACGUAUUAUUCAUAGAGAUAUUAAAUCAUCCAAUAUUUUGUUGGACAACAACUUCGAAGCUCAGGUUUCUGAUUUUGGACUUGCAAGGUUAGCUGCCGAUUCCAAUACACAUGUCACCACACGUGUCAUGGGAACAUUUGGGUAUUUGGCUCCAGAGUAUGCAUUAUCAGGCAAGUUAACAGCAAAGUCUGAUGUAUAUUCUUUUGGGGUUGUUCUUUUGGAGCUUAUUACAGGAAGAAAACCUGUUGAUGCUUCUCAGCCGUUGGGAGAUGAAAGUCUGGUCGAAUGGGCUCGCCCUCUUCUGAUGAAGGCAAUUGAGCAUCGGGAGUUUGGGGACCUUCCUGACCCUAGGAUGGAAAACAGGUUCGAUGAAAACGAGAUGUUUCAUAUGAUCGGAGCUGCAGCUGCAUGCAUUCGGCAUUCUGCAGCAAUGAGGCCACGGAUGGGGCAGGUGGUUAGAGCACUAGAUAGUUUAGCAGACUCUAAUUUGAACAACGGCCUUCAACCCGGACGCAGCGAGGUAUUCUUAGAGCCACAAUCCGAGGAGAUUAGAUUGUUCCAGCUGAGGGAAUUCGGCAGCCGGGAUUGUAGCGACGAGUUGAGCCAAGCAAGCUGGAGAAGCCGAAGAGAUUUGUGAACAGAUUCGGUACAAGAUCAUUAACAUUCUUUUUGGUCAUUCUUUACAUGUAAUUAUCUCUUUUACAUGAUUCUUUCUUUUUUCUUUUUUUGUUACUCCUCCCUGAGGCAAUUCUUGUUCCCGGUGGAAUAAAUUUUGCAUUUUUUCAGGAGAUAAGUAAAUGAAUCCUCUUUUUUUUUUUCCCAGUGAAAGAGUACACAGAAAGUUUUGUUCCUGGCAUUCUCAGAUAAAUACUCCAGUAAACAAUCCUGCUCAUUGUCUAAAAAGAAGUAAACAAUCUUGCUA